AUGAGUGCCAUCGCAGGAUCGCAGGACACACUACCUUACAUUGGACAGCUGACGGGAAUCUUGUUGGAAGAAGAUGAGGGGCUGUAUCUGGACAGUGAGGAUCUGCAGUCAGCAUUCAACCUGUUCUCCAUGCCAGACAAGUGGUUGGCCUACCUUGCGUACAGCAAGAAGGUGGACUCAGCCGCCUUUGGCAUGCCUCCUGGGACGCAAGUAAUUACGUCCAGCACUUUGUGUGGUUCCAUUGGGUGGCACUCGGCAGUCGCCUUGGUCCAAGAGGCGGUGCGAACACUCGUCUUUGAGAAGGCCAAAAUCCCUUGGCAGUACUCGAUUGAGAAGCAUGCCAGGCUGCCUGAAGAGAAGAUCUACACGAUUGUGUACUUUGACAACUUUGAUGAGAUUCACGUGGUAAAGAGGGAGGAGAGCUUUCCCCCCACCAUGAACAAUUCAUCGCAGCAUGCGACGAUGCGAGACUGCCCAGGAAUCUUGGAAAACAGUUGGUACAUGCCUUUGCUGGAGGCCUCCAAGCAGGUGAGCUCGAUGGACAUCGGGGAGUUUCUGAAGCUGGCAGGUGAUAAGCUGAGGUGCUUCAUUGAGCUGAGUUUGGCCCUACUGUCCUGUUCUCGGUGGUCGGAGUUCUAUCUACGGCAUUGGACGGGCAAGACCGCAUUCAUGGCCACGUUCAAAGGAUCAUUAUUCUCAGGGAUCGCCAAUAUCUUCGAUUCUAUUGAAAGAGCCCGAAAAGGUCCAAUCAACCCGACCGCGGAAGUGAUUGACGAGAUUAUGUGCCUGUUGCUGCAAUCACCCUUGGCGCAGGUAAGCUUGAAGGCGAAGAUCUCACCUGAGAUCAGUUGCACAGAUGCCUCUCCCACUGGCGGCGGAAGUGCUACAGCCACGGCAUUCAAGAGUGGGCCAGACCCGCGUGGGCCCAUGGUGACCUUCGAAGGAAAGUGCAAUAACUGUGGGCACGACUUCAGCACUUCAAUUCCGACAAGAACUGAUGGAAGAUCAAAGUACCCCUGCCCAGUGGGGUGUGGAGCUUUGGUGUGCUCAGUGAGAUGCACCAUUGAGCAUCGCGAACACGGGUGCGCCCGGGACAUGUUCGCUUGCCCGCUCUUUGGAGAAAGGUUCAGUGGACCUAACUACCCCCUCACCAAAGCUGUCGUACUGGCCGGAAUAGGGGUGCAGCGUCCACUAGACCUGUUGGUCGCCGAUGAUCCGUGGGAUUACUCGACCACGGAAGGAAAGCAGAGGUUGGACUCUUAUGAAGUAGAGCCUGCCCUCAUGUCCAUCCACUACGGGCCCGAGUGCAAGACGUUCUCAGCGGCACGGGGAAAGCCCUUCCGAUCCACUGCCGGGCGCUGGCUAUCCGGACCGAGGGCAUUGAGGAGUGAGUUAAAACCGUGGGGGCUGGACCACUUGAGCCCUCAAGAACAAGUUCAAGUGAUUCAAGUGAGGCGAGGAAAUGCGAUGGCCAAGAGAUCGCUGAGAGGCUUGAAGACAGCAUUUGACAAUGACCGCCUGGCAGCCCUCGAGCAUCACUACAGUUCACAUCUUUGGUCCAUCUUAGAAGCGCUGGAGCUGGCCUCAAGGGAUGAUGUCUACCACACAUACUUCACAGCGUGCUGCUUUUGCGGGGCACGAACAAAAUGGACAAGCUUGCUACACAACAUUGAGGAACUCCAUGCCGCGUUGCAUCGGCCCACUUGCCCGGGACACGACGGGCUCCUACCGUAUGAAGUUCACGAGAUUGAUGGAUCUCUGCAAUUCGACACAGAACAAGAAGCAGAGUACACAUGGGGACUUUGUCAGGCUUAUGCUACUGGCCUGAAAAAGGUGCUCCAAAAGCGCACAAGUGUCCCGUUUGGGUUGGUGCCAUGGGGCCCCAAGGCCGCCAUUUUGGCCGCCUUGAAGCGUUCGACGCGUGGAACGCAGAGGUCGGACGUGGCCGGUGGAACUGCUGAUGAUGUUAUGCGUAUCCUGAGGACAAUGCGCCCAGGCCAUGAACGGCAUCACUUGCGAGGACUGCUCAGGGAGAUUUGCAUCAGAGGGACUGAGGUCCGGUUCGAAGCGACUGCAGAAGAUGGUUCGCUUCACCUGAUGGCUCCGUAUCCGGCAUUCAAAUGGCAAUGGAAAACAAAGCUCUCGUACCCGUGGAAGCACACCCAGCACAUCAACGUGCUUGAGGUGUCCGCCUUUUUGGUGGAGUUCCGCCGCCGAAUGCGGGAGAUUGUUCAGCUGGGUACAAGGUUCUUCAAUGUGACCGAUAGCCAAGUCGGCUUCUUCACCAUGUCAAAGGGUCGGAGCAAGUCCCCUCGCUUGAACCGGCUCCUUCGAAGAAUCAAUGCCCUGAUCCUCAUGAGCCAAGCUAUGCCCAUUCACCUCUGGACGAUUUCCAAAUGGAACUUCGCCGACGCCCCGAGUCGGCGUUUUGAGGAUCGACGGCAUGGCUGA
Molecule: messenger RNA, 2451 nt
Organism: Durusdinium trenchii
Lineage: Eukaryota; Dinophyceae; Suessiales; Symbiodiniaceae
Source: the annotation of a GenBank genome assembly